Messenger RNA from Mesorhabditis spiculigera, 491 nucleotides. NCBI's taxonomy places the organism in Eukaryota, Metazoa, Nematoda, Chromadorea, Rhabditida, Rhabditidae. The record is from the annotation of a GenBank genome assembly.
AAAACCUCGGCUCAUCUGAAGCGUCCGGCGGCUUUUAUGACGAUGAUGAUCAGGUGGCCGAGCGAUUUGAAGAGAUCGCGCAGAAGCGACAGAGAAGAAUCGACGCGCGAGCACCGUCAAUCCCAUUGGAUGAUUGCCAACUGUGCCAGAAGCCGAUAAUCGAGUUUUUGCUCCCGGAUAGAUCUAAAAUCCGGUGUGCGAUGGCUGCAGAGACGGUGAUCGACCGGAUGCUUGAGGUGCACGGCAGCUACGAGGGGCUGGAAGACGCUAAUCAGUUGCAAGGAGACAAGCGCACUGUCAAGAAUGAACGCAACUUUGAGAAGAAGCUCAAGGAUAUGCGAAAACAGAUUCGUGGUGCUGGCAAGAAUAUCGUCGUCACGAAAAAGGCGCACAUCCACGCCUACGGCGACGAGAUUGAGGUGGACGCUGCGGCUGGCGAAUGGAAACGUGAAUGCGCCGAGUGCGGCUACACGGAGACUUUCGAGAAGAUG